This is a messenger RNA of Branchiostoma belcheri (Belcher's lancelet), 2370 nucleotides long. RefSeq names its product receptor-type tyrosine-protein phosphatase gamma-like. Gene Ontology annotation, biological process: protein dephosphorylation. The coding region runs from base 1 to 2202 and encodes 733 amino acids. Lineage: Eukaryota; Metazoa; Chordata; Leptocardii; Amphioxiformes; Branchiostomatidae. The transcript is spliced from 12 exons. The record is from RefSeq and is a predicted model, not a curated record. Gene Ontology annotation, molecular function: protein tyrosine phosphatase activity.
AUGAUUCAUGUUUCAGGGGCACACGACCUGCUGGGUGCCUGGGCCGCCGUGCAGUCUCCCCUCUACGCACUGGGAAGGGGUCACAGCCGCUUGUCCUUGAACCCAAGGUCGCGAGAGAAGGUCAAAGACCCGUCAAGACAAAGGAACGGAGAGGCGGGACAGCCAAUCGGGGACUCGCAAACGGAGGGAGGACAACUCAUAAACCCCGGAGGAGGGUUACAGACUGAAGGUCCGCAGUUACCGUCCAGUUCGAGAGGCCGAUGGCCGCCCUCGAGCCGCCAUCAGGAGCCAGAAGAGCAGGAAAACAACAACAACCCCGGGGAGGCAGCGGGGGAGGGGGAGGAUGGCAAUGAGCCUGGUCAGGUGACACGUCCCAGGACUGUGCCGGUACCCACGGAGUCUGGGAGGGAGCCAACUGUCCGCCCGCCCACCGAACCUGCCGGGGAACACGGGGAGCCCACGGCCCCUCAUAGGGAACCGUCCCAGCCUCCUCCUACAGAGCCUCCAGAAACAGAGGGACCCUUCUACCCCCACGUUACCGAAAGGCCUAUCCUUAUACCAGGCACGGAGCUGCCAAGGACUCAGCAUCCCAAUAUUGGCGUAGAAACGGAGGAGCCUCCUUUGAUAAGACCCUCGGAGCCUGCGCCAACCGAGAGCCACGAGGCGAGGACCACAACUCACCUCCAACAGGUGCAGACCACAUCUGCAACAAGACCUACCACUCAUCAACCAACAAGCAGGGUUCCAACAGAACCGCCCACAACAAGUUAUAUAGCUGUGGAGUCCAGUGACAGAACUCCUACCGUGAGACCUAUUACAGAGCCAAGUUAUCAAUCUCCAACAGCGCAAGUGGCACCAAGCUCAUCUAGGACUACUGCUCCGGUGCCAACACUGUCCCAUGUUUCAGUUGUGCCCACCGUGAAGCCAGAGAAGCCAACUGAGAAGUUGACUUCAAGACCACCUUUGCCAACUGGCUCCAUGUCCAUAGGUGUGACAGCUGCUGUCACCAUCGCUGUCAUCUUCUGUAUCAGCCUCGUCCUCUUCAUAGCCAUUCAGGUGAUCAGGAAACAGCAGAACCUUGCCUUCAAGAGGCAGUACUAUGGUAACAAGUCCACACCAGGUCUGGACACCACUGACUCCUUCCCUCUGGAGUACUGCUCCCCUGAGAAGUCCAGCACUCUGUCCUCAGAACCAUCCAAGUCAGAGCUGGCAUUUGUGAACGAGGCGUUGGAGAGGGAUGGACCCUGUAACCUCCUCAGUUUGAGCGGCAUCGUGAAAUUCUACUCCAACAUCAGAACCAUUGUGGAGGAGUUUGAGUCCCUUCCAAUGCCAAUGCCAAAGUCCUCUGACAUCCCACCUGGUACUGAGGACAGGAACAGAUACAUGAAUGUGCUGCCUGUUUCACAGACUAGAGUUCCCUUACUGAAGAGACCAGGCUUCCCUCACUCUGACUACAUCAACGCCAACUUUGUCACAGGUUACAAGUUCCAGACCAGGGCCUACAUUGCCACUCAGGCGCCGCUGGACCAGACCUGCGAGGACUUCUGGCGGAUGGUGUGGGAACAGCAGGCUCCAGCCAUCAUCAUGCUCACAGACUUCGAGGAGCAGGAAGUGGUGGGAGAAGAGAAGAAGCCGAAGUGUGCCCAGUACUUCCCGUUAGAAGAGGGACUCCACAACACCCUGGUGUUUGGGGACUACUCAGUCACCACCAAGAAGUCCUGCAGGAGGAAGGGCUACCGAAUCACAACCCUGCAGUUGAAGGACUUGGAGUUCAACUUGUGUCGUGAAGUGACGCACUACUGGAUGACGUCGUGGCCGGUGUUCGGGGUCCCGCGGACGACCGCUCACAUCCUCCACCUGCUGCAGGACGUGCGGCUCACCGUCAGGGCCAGGGAAGUCCUCCACUCUAAACCCGGCCCAGUCGUCGUACACUGCAGUCCCGGCACAGGUCGGACAGGUGUGGUGAUGGCGAUUGAUAUCGGGAUGAGGUGGAUGGACGACACCGGAGCAGCAGACGUGCUGAACACGGUACACAACAUGAGGCACGAGAGGGCGGGGGCCAUCAUGACCAAACAGCAGUAUGCCUUCACGUACAAGGCGCUGAGCCGUUAUGCUAAGAAGCUGAUGAAGUUGGAGCAGGGUUGCGAGUCCUCCGAGUCCGAGUCAGACGAAGAACUGGACUGGGUGGAGGGGACUGCCUGAGGAAACAAAAUGUCCACCCAAAUAAAGAGUCACAGUAAAACUUAGGGUUCUUUCUCCACAAAUUUGAAGCAGGUGGAAACUCUCCAUGAAUAGUUUCAUCAGGUUGAUACAUGUAUACAGAAGAAAGAGACUACUUUAUACACAACCAAGAGGUUAAUUCAGGCGACA